GAAGAAAAAAAUAACGCGUGCAAGCAGCUUCAUUACUCAUUCCGUCCAGGUACAGCGGAUGCCAGCCGACCUAAAGCGCUCCGCUUUUGCUAUUCUUGUAUGUGUGUGUACACUUUGUGCUAGAUUAUCGGCUCGAGCAACAUUAUCGCUGCUGCAGUUUUAUCAAAGGCUUUGAUUCACAUUGGGAUAGCCGGCGCACAGCAUUAUCGCACUUGUGUACGUAUCAUCGGAUGCUUUUAUACGAUCGGGUGCGAUCAAACGAAUUAUCGGGUGCAGUCGUGCGGAGAAAUGAUGCAUUGAGGACGGCACUGCGUUGCGGUCGUAUCUUCCGAGCCACAUUACGCGCAUCUCAAUCGGGAGAACUGUCAAUAUUACGCGCAGGGAAACGCAAUGGCGACUCUUUUGCGCAAAAUCGGCCUCAUCCGCUUGCACGACCGAGACACGGAGGACCCGAAGCAUCAUCACCAAGGCUCGCUUAAAGGGACUAAAGGCAAAAACAACACGAAGCACUGCAACGCCAGCAACGAGACCAACAACAUCCUCAGCACGCCAGAGAUCAAAGCCAAGCGCUUCGACGUGUCCGGUAAGGAAAAACAAGUCGUCAAACAGGACAAACCGAUCAAGGACGCGAAGGAGAAACAGCAAACGAGGGGUAGCACGUCCACGAGCGCUGCCGUGAUGCCUCCGCACGCGGCGAACCGGCAGCACUGCACGCAGGUGCGGACGCGGAGACUGAUGAAGGAGCUGCAGGAGAUCCGGCGGCUCGGCGAUCACUUUAUCACGGUGGAGCUGGCGGACGAUAACCUGUUUGACUGGAACGUCAAGCUGCACCAGGUGGACAAGGACUCGGCGCUGUGGCAGGACAUGAAGGAGACCAACACCGAGUACAUACUGCUGAAUGUCACCUUCCCCGACAAUUUCCCCUUCUCUCCGCCGUUCAUGCGCGUCCUCACGCCGCGCCUGGAGAACGGAUACGUGCUAGACGGCGGUGCGAUCUGCAUGGAGUUAUUAACGCCUCGCGGCUGGUCGAGCGCGUACACCGUCGAGGCCGUGAUGAGGCAGUUCGCAGCCAGUCUGGUCAAAGGACAGGGCCGCAUCUGCAGGAAAGCAGGCAAGUCUAAGAAGUCCUUCAGUCGUAAGGAAGCCGAAGCUACCUUUAAAAGCCUGGUGAAGACCCACGAGAAAUAUGGCUGGGUUUCCCCGCCCGUGUCUGACGGCUGAUGUCAGCACCUUUGACGGCGAUCCUGACAUGGCUUUUUUUAGUUGGGUUUUCUUCUUUCUUCAUCAUCAAACUUAACCACGAGAAAAAAACGAAAGCUACCGCGUCAUAUCUCGCACAUCUCUGAACAUUCACAGUCGCCUCGAUCGGUCUUCACGCUUCAUACAGGUGCAAAGGACACCGGCUGUGACAUCACAACGACUGGCUGUGACAUCACCAUUUCUCAUGAGCGGGCGUCAUUACGACUGACUUUGGAUAUGAAAAAAGCUCAGAGCAAAGUGAAACGUGCACCUAUUUCACAACUUUAUAGGCCUGUGUACUUGUCUGUAUGUUUUUCCUCUUUCUCCAUCCAGACCAUUUCUCUUUUUUUAUAGCUGACAAUGCAUUGCACUGAACAGCGUCAGACUUGCCCCCAUUUACAUGCAAAUGACUUUGUUAAUACUUAAUAGAUAGGCAGAUCAUUACAGUACAUUUGAGGUUCAGUUGUUCUCGUUUCCUUCUCUUUGGCUGUGUUGUUUUUCACGGUUGGAUGCAACAUGAUGAUUGUAAUUUAUGUAGAGCUGUGCUCUCUCUCUCUCUCUUCUGUCUCUUUCUCUCCAUUACUCUCUAUACGCGUGGCAAAACGUAGACAUCACUGUGUUGCGUAGAUGGUCAUCGAUUUCCAAUGGAGAUAAAAUGCUAUUCUUGUUGCUUACGCAGAGGUCCGAGAAAAAAAUAAACGUUGUAGGGAACCACCUCUGUUGGUCAUUAUAUUAUUUGUUUUUGGAGAAGACCAAAAGCUCUUUAUUCUGAUGAUUUGGAUACCAGAUGGCUUGACGUCCCAAUGGGAUCUGGGUUAGCAUGUGACAUGUAUGGUGAUGUUUGCACGUCAGGCUUAUUCGAAAUCUCCCCGUGGAGAACAAAGCUGAAAACAAGCGGACUGAGCCCUUUGUUAGCGCCAGCAUAAGGACGUCGCUGUAACUUGGCACAUUGCGUGUCACAGCCGAUGGCCUGAGAGACAAAAUCUAUUGACGGCAGUACAAACAUUAAUUGUGUUGAUUUUCUUAUAUAGUUCUGGUUCAUGGAUCGAUACGUUUUUGGUUGUGGGCCCAAUACCUCAGUAAGCUAGAGACUAAAGCAGUGGUAACCAGGACAAAAUGGACGACAAACCAGGAUAAGAUCAUAAGAUGUAUUAUUUAGAAAAUGCAGGUCGGUCAGCUGGUCAAGGUCACGCGUACCUGGUGCCGCCCUCCACUGUCGAUAAAAUCCAGAAAAAGAUGGAAAGGGAAAGAGCGAGUGGGAAGAAUCCUUUGUUCACCAGCCUUGAGAAAUGAGGGCGGCCCGUUUAGUCACCUGAUUGAUGUUCCCUGACGCCUUGAUGCUUAUUGACUUCUUCAAAUGUCAGCGUGAAUCUGGAGCGCAGCGCAGGACUGCAUCUUGGGAGCGUCAAGAUGUAAAAGAGCUCUGUUGAUUUUAGAUUUCACCCAUGGUGCUCUCCACGCAGAAUCUGAAAUACGAACGGAAUGAUAGAUUGAGAUUGCUGUGAUCCAAAUAGGUGUAUUAAAGGAAUAGUUGUCCCAAAAAUUAAAAUAUGCCGUCGUUUACUCAUCUUCAUGUCGUUCCGAACACGUAUGGUUUGUUGUUGAAGGUUGUACUGGCCAGACAAACAGUUUGAAAUCCAUACGUCUAAAGAAGUUGAUAGUAUUUGCAUCUCAUGUUGUGUGUCACAGAAGAAUGAAAGCUCAAACAGGAUUUGGCUGAGUAAUCAAUGAUGUUUCAUCGGGAAAAAUCGGAUGUUCUUGCUGGUUGCAACACAAUCUAGGGCUGGGUGGUAUAUCGAAUUUUGGUAAUAUAUUGGCAUAUUUUCCCAGCGGGAUAUAGGAUGAGACAAUACCGUCUAUAUCGGUACGUCUGAUAGGACCAUCCUUUGCAACAGAAGCUUUGCCGGAAAUGUACACUGAGGUCAGAUGUAAGCUUUCCAACCAGCUCGUAUGUUGUGCAGCUGUGUAUUUUCAAAUGGGGAGGAAACCCCUGUCUUUGAAUUUAAUUUUCAUCAUACGCUGCCUUAAUAAAAGUGAUUGUGACAUCUCACAAGGCUUUGACUUGCAUGUAAACAUUUAUUCAACUUUCCAGAAAAUACAGAGAUAUUUAUCGCACAUACCGAGAUGCGAAUUUGGGCCGAUAUCGUCCAGCCCUAACGCAAUCGAAUGACAAUUCGAAACGAUUUUACGUUUUAGAUACUUGGUGGCUAAUUCAUAUGAAUUUGUGCGAUGUCAUUUGUGUCCCUGAGUCACAAAACCAUCACCUGAAAGCUGAAUAAAUAGCAUUUUCAUUGUAACAUGCAUGGUUUAAAAUUUGGCCGAGAUACAAAAAAUCUGUAAUCUGAGGGUGCAUAAAAAUCGAAUAUUGAGAAAAUCGCCUUUAAAGUUGUCCAAAUGAAGUUAUUAGCAACUGCAUCCACUCAUAAAAAAAGUUUUGAAAAUAUAUUUAGGGUACAUGAUCUUUACAUAAUAUCCUAAUGAUUUUUGGCAAUUUUGACCCAUCCAAUGUAUUUUUGGCUAUUGGUACGAAUAUAUGUGUGACUUAAAGGGACACUCCACGUUUUUUGAAAAUAUGCUAAUUUUUCAGCUCCCCUAGAGUUAAACAACCUUUUUGUAAUCCAUUCAGCUGAUCUCUGGGUCUGGCGGUACCACUUUUAGCAUAGCUUAGCAUAAUCCAUUGAAUCGGAUUAGACCAUUAGCAUCACGCUAAAAAAAUGACCAAAGAGUUUCGAUAUUUUUCCUAUUUAAAACUUGACUCUUCUGUAGUUACAUCGUGUACUAAGAUCGACGGAAAAUUAAAAGUUGAGAUUUUUUUUAGCAGAUAUGGCUAGGAACUAUACUCUCAUUCUGGCGUAAUAAUCAAGGAAUUUGCUGCCGUACAAUGGCUGCAGGAGGCACAGUGAUAAUACAGACUCCCAAAAAUAGUCCCCUUGGUAACUUUCAAUAGCAGGGGACUAUUUUCAAAUAAAUUGGAGUGUCCUUUAAGACUUAUUUUCUGUGGUCCAGGGUCUCAUUUGUACAUUUUCUAUGGUCUGCUUUUGCCCAAAUGACGGUUGUGUUUAGGAGUGGGUGUUAUUGCAGAAUUGUGGUCCAUAAUUUGCCUGUACACGAGGGUAAUGCAGUUUUCGUCAUCAGAAGAGUGUGCGUGUACUGUAUGCGAUUUUUGAAACCCUGCGUACAGUGUACAUGAAGUUCGCCCAUGCACCCAUGUAGCAUGUAAUGCACAUGCAUUGCACACGUGUGUAUGAGUCAAAUGAACUAUGCUUUGCAAGGCUGUGCAGUCAAAUAUGUGCGUACGCUCACUUUUGUGUAAAAACAGACUAUACCCAGGGCUUAAGAGUCGUCCAUCAUGCAUUCUUUUUCCUUAAAAUCGUAUAGUAAAACUCGCAUAGUACGAAUUUAUAUGAAUUGCCACCUUGUAUAAUAGUGACAUUUUCUUGUGAGUAUGAGUAGGCCUAUUGCGUUUGAAUUAUGAAACGGGAAGAUGCUGAUGUGGUUUUCCACAUGGAAGGACUGAGAGAGAUUCUAGACUGAGAUUAGUUUGUAAUUGAUUUAUUAUUUAUUUAUGCGUAGUAGCUGUCCUUGUGUUUAUGAUAAUAAGGAAAUCCAAUCCAGUGGAAGUGUCAAGUGCUUUAAAUGGGAGUCAAAGCACUCCAUUCUGCUGUAUGCAAUGAUUGUGAAAAUUGAAAUGACGUUAAUCACCAGAAAACAUCAAAUUUGUGCACGUGUUAUUGCAGCGGUUGUGAUUGCGCAAGUCGCGGUGGCUUAUUGCAAAUUUGUGUGUCUGGAUGCAGAUGGUAUGUUGUAUCGGCACUAAAGAGCGUUUGGUCUUCCCCGGAGACAUUGUUGAGAAGUGGUUGUGUGUUUUCCUAUUUAGCGAGAGGAGAUACUAUACCAAGGACUUACUAUAACCAGUCAAAAAUAUCUCGAAAUUGGAUGUUUGCCGGUUUAAAGCGCAUCAUUUUGUGAUAUAGUUUAGAUCUGUAGUUCGCAGAAACUAACUAACAGAGUUAAUCGUCCAAUCGAGUGAGAUGAUUCUGUUGUAUUAUAUCUGCAUGUGGUCUGUGAUUGUUAGCUAGCUAACUUGUUUUCUUUUUCUUUGUUUUUCACCAGAAAAAAAGAAAUGGAAAAAAAAAAACGCAGAAUAUGCUUUCAGUUCGUCCUAAUUUCCGUUAUUAAUGUCCUUAAAUGUCGAAUUGUGUUCUAUGAAUGUGUUUUAAUUUAUUUGUAGUUUGCCAAAAUGAAGAUUUUGAAGCAUGUUGCAGGCAUUGUCACUGAUGAUAAAAGAGAAAGAAAAACAAAUAAAUGACAAAUAUAAUAUAUGUA
This is a messenger RNA of Misgurnus anguillicaudatus (oriental weatherfish), 5565 nucleotides long. RefSeq names its product ubiquitin conjugating enzyme E2 QL1 (gene ube2ql1). NCBI's taxonomy places the organism in Eukaryota, Metazoa, Chordata, Actinopteri, Cypriniformes, Cobitidae. The record is from RefSeq and is a predicted model, not a curated record.